Messenger RNA from Symbiodinium pilosum, 1896 nucleotides. NCBI's taxonomy places the organism in Eukaryota, Dinophyceae, Suessiales, Symbiodiniaceae. The record is from the annotation of a GenBank genome assembly.
AUGUCUCGCUGGGGCAUUGUCCUCGGUCUCUUCACCACCGCAGCUGCCCUCAAUGUUGGACAUGAGCAGUUGCGCAAGGAGACAGGCGUUUUGAGCUGGGAAGCAUCUGACAGCCUCCGCAACCAGCUCUACGUCCUAGCAGGAGUUUGCUGCUUCGCCUUGGCGGGCUCCUUGGUCUUCUUCUGGACCUCAACGCCAGGAUCCGACAGGAAAGAGGUUGACGAGAAGGUUGCUGAGGCCAUCCCUGCCACGGUGGAUGAAGAGGAUGCCGGUCCGUCCUUGGCCGACUAUGAGGACCUCGUGAAGUCGGUGCUGCAGCGCACUGCGGACCAACUCGGACCGAAAGUGGCAAAGGGCGCACAGGUUCAGAAUAUUCUGAACGACAAGGUUGGCUCCCUCGCAGACAAGGCGAAGGCCUUCGUGAUGACGGAACUCACAGACACUGUUGGCUCCGUGGCAACUGCCCUGCAGAUGGAGGAGUUCAUGGUGCUGGUGGAUGACGAUGCUGCAGUGGCAGCCAGCUUCCCGCCCCUCUCGGUGCUCCUGGCUGGCCUCCUCGUGCCCGCCAAUCUGAACUUGAACAUUGCCUGCCACCUUCUGCAGACCUUCAUCGUCCUGCUCCCAGUGCUGUGCGUGGUGGGCUAUUCCGAGUACGCUGACGCAGGUCAUCCUUGCAAGUCCAUCCCCGGCCUGAGGCUUUGGGCGAGGACUGUCGGGGUGAUCGCCGGUCUUGUCACCCUGGCCCGCCUUGUGUUGGCUGUCAAGUGCAUGAUGGCCAAGUCCGCCAUCCGGCGCAAGAACGAGGAGAUGAAGGAACAGCUGGAGAAGGCCACAGUUCAUGCCAGCUCCACCGGGAUUGAGGAGUUGAAGCAGCUCUUCUUCUUCUAUGCCACUACGCUGCAGCAUGCUGUGGUUUGCGAGGGAAACACCCGCGUCGGCUUCUUCUCGCACAUCGUGGGCUUCGGCACCCUCCUGUGGCUGCUGACAACAUUCUUCAACACUUACCUCUACUUCGCCUACAUGUUUGUUCCGGGAGUUGUUGCCUUCCAUCCCUCUGCUGCGGAUGAACCCAGCUACUGUGCUGCCUGGGUUACGGUCUGUGCGGCGAAGAUCUCCAUCCUGCUGGCUGUCCUGUUCUUCUUCGUGAAUGUGAUGACGGUAUUCUGCUGGGCUUCUGAGACCGUGUUGAGCAUGGAUAGCGUGUCGUCCAAGAUCAUUUCCAAGGCGAAGGCCUUCGACAACCUUGGCCUUGGCCUCCCCGUGGCCCAGUUGUUCGUUAAGGUGCUCCUCUUCCGCGGAUCUACGGACAUGAUGUGUGCACGCCUGGCGGUCCAUUUGCGCGAGAAGGAUGGACUCUCUCAGGAGCUUGCCCAGACUGAGAGCCGCUUGGCACAGCUGAAGGCAGAGAUCGAGGCCAAGGACAAGCAGGUGGAUGCCAUCAAGGCGGAGAUGACCUCGGAUGGCGCAGGCCUUGAGGCUGCCAAAACUCGCGGUGCCGAGGUGAUCCAGGCUGCUCGCGAGAAGGCCGCUGUGCUUGACCAGCAGGUGGCCGAGGCAGCCGCCAACCCUGACUCACAGGACAUGCUCAACACGCUGAAGUCCAUGAUGGACAAGGCCUUCGAGGCCGCCGACGCUGCCAAGGACCAGGCCAAGCAAGCAGCAAACCAGGCUGCCUCUGCCGCUGGAGACUUGGCCGCCGCAGCUGGUGAGUACGAUUACAAGGGGGCUGCUGAGAAGUAUGCUGGUCAGGCAGCCUCUGCAGCUGGGGAUUACAAAGCAGUGGCAGAGAAGUACGCCGGCCAGGCUGCAGCAGCUGCGAAGGAUGCCGCAAGCGGACUUCCUGAUCAUGACUACGCCGAUAAGGUGAAGAGCCUGGGCCAGAACUUCGGUCGCUAA